Messenger RNA from Aspergillus japonicus CBS 114.51, 2511 nucleotides. RefSeq names its product Zn(II)2Cys6 transcription factor. The coding region runs from base 23 to 2332 and encodes 769 amino acids. The record is from RefSeq and is a predicted model, not a curated record. Lineage: Eukaryota; Fungi; Ascomycota; Eurotiomycetes; Eurotiales; Aspergillaceae. The transcript has 5 exons. Gene Ontology annotation, biological process: regulation of DNA-templated transcription; DNA-templated transcription. Gene Ontology annotation, molecular function: zinc ion binding; DNA binding; DNA-binding transcription factor activity, RNA polymerase II-specific. Gene Ontology annotation, cellular component: nucleus.
CUUCAAGGUAGCAUGCUACACAAUGGACCCCAUAUCCGGCCAUGGAGAUAAUUCUACCGUCAUUCCAUCGGCAAAAAAGAGAAAGCCGAGACCCAAACUCUCCUGUGUACCUUGCCGUCGGAAAAAGUUGAAAUGUAAUCGCAUCCAUCCGUGCGACAACUGCAUCAAACAUCGCCGCACUGAGAUGUGCCACUAUGUGGGUCCCCAAGGAGUCUCGACCGGCGAUUCUCAUGACAUCCAGUACUAUAUUCACAAACUUGAGGCCCGUGUGCAGCAGUUGUCGAAAGGGAACCCUUUACCUCAGGCACUACUACCACCACCACCACCACCACCACCACCACCACCACUACCACAGCUCUCCGCAGACAUUGCUUGGACCCCGGACCCGCUGCCAGCAGAGCCGCGGCCACUGCCUCACUCAGCGGAUCCCAUUGCCGAACCGCAGGCCGAGUUCCCCGGGACUAUUCUGAUCGAGCGGGAUGGUACCAGCUACCAUAACCCAACUCACUGGCAAGCUGUGCUGGACGAGAUUGCCGAGGUCAAGGAGUUCCUUCAGAUGCACGAGAAUACUUCUCCCGAGGAGGUGGAAGAGGAGGAUGCAGUCCCGGAUGUUUCGGGCCCUGUACUACUAUUCGGAAACUCCAUCUCCUCGACCGUCUCUGAACUUCUGGCCGCUUUGCCUGCUCGAUCCAUGGCAGAUAGGUUGAUCUCGGCCUAUUUGAACUCGAAAGAAUCCCCUCUAGUGCUUAUACAUACACCAACAUUCACCCGCGAGUAUACGGCUUUCUGGAAGAACCCCCAGGGCGCAUCCAUUAGUUGGCUAGCCUAUCUUUACACCAUUCUCAGUGCAGCUGCUGGACUGCAUCUGUUCACUACAGCUGGCAGAGCGGAUGGCCAUUUUGCAGAAGCAUUCGACGAGUAUUUUCGCUUGUCCUCGCAAUGUCUUACCAUGGCGGAAUAUACGAGACCGGGACGAUACAAAUUGGAGACUCUCAUAUUGAGUAUAUGUUGCGAAAUUCUCAGAAGCACCGACACCCACGUCGGACCAUCCACCCUGCUGGGACUGGCCACUCGCUUGGCUAUCCAUAGCGGCUACCAUCGCGAUCCUAAACAUUAUCGCGGGAUCUCACCGUUCGACGGUGAGAUGCGACGUCGGGUUUGGAUGUAUCUCUGUCUUUUAGAUCACUACAUCUCGUGUCAGGAUGGCCUUCCCCCCACCACCGCGCAGACGCAAUCCGAUACCCUGGAGCCGAGAAACUUAACAGAUGAUGACCUGGAUCCUGCAGCCACGAGCUUACCUGCUUCCAGGCCUCCAACAGAGAAAACUCUGAUUCUUUUCCCGGUCGCUCUCAACCGGGUGAUGUUUGCGGGAGCAGACAUCGCCCGCAAAGUCUGCUCCGUCAAAGGGGUUCCCUACCAAGAGGUGCUUGAGCUGGAUGCAAAGCUGCGAGAACUCCACGCUACUAUUCCACUACCUUUACGGUUUCGCCCACCGGGCGAGUCUAUCGCAGACCCUCCCACCACGAUUAUGGACCGAUACAAUAUUGAUUUGAUGUAUCAGAAGGCUCGCUCAGACCUCCAUCGGCGAUAUCUUACCCAGCAUCGUCUAAAUCCCAGAUACGCAUACUCGCGCCGGGAGUGCUUAGAUGCGGCCAGAAGGGUCCUGCAACAUCAGUCCGAUAUUUUCAACGAGAGUUCACCGGGCGGUCAGUUGAACUACGCGUCCUUCUUCUUCUCAUCUUGUGUCAUUAUGCAUUUUCGCACAGCGGCAAUGAUUGUCUCUUUGGAAAUCUCCUGUCAAUCAAGACAUGACCUCCAGCGAAACCUGUCGCCCACUACAAGGCAGGCCAUUCUGGUAGAACGACAAGCACUUUCCCUUGAGCUCGAGCGAUCUUACAACAUUUGGAACCGCCUGCGUCAUCAAUCGAAGGAAGCAUUGAAAACUGCCGAAGCUUUGCAUAUAAUGCUGAAUGUGGCCAACACCCACUUACAACACGGCGCAACACCUGGCACGGAUGAUCCUUCGUUGGCUCCCGUAGAUAUUGGGGUGGCCAACGCCCUUGCUGAGCUCGACCUCAUGCCUUCUCACUUCUCUUCGCCACCGAGUCAGAGUCAGAGUCCCCUGAAUACCCCAUUCGAUGUCGACUUGAUGGAUGCUACGUUCUACUUCGGACAGGACGUCGGUACUCAACAUGCGCAAUUCAAUGCUCCUACCGACGCUGCGGAUUUCUUCGACCGCUACUGGGAUAAUCUGAUGCUUCUCGGCGAUGGCCAAUCUCUUGGGGAGCUUCCGACCGAUCCGAAUACUAGUUUUGGGCCGAGUCAAUUCUAGUGGCUGGAGAUGGUUGUUUGCCGUCAUGAGGUCGAGCUCUUGCUGGAUGUUGGGCUUGUCUGACGGUAGGUUUGGCAUGGCGUUUUGUUAUGCUUUCUUCUAAGGCGUCGCACAAUAACGACCAUGAACAAUUGCGACGAAACCAUCCGAGAACCCAGCCAUGCCCGACUUCUAUGCUG